AUGUUGAAGAUUUGGUCUAUGAAACAAAAACAGCAGCAAGCUGAAAACGCCGAUGGCGGCGCUGCAAAGAAGAAGAAAGUCACUGCUGCGCAGUUGCGUGUCCAGCGAGAUUUACAAGAACUCUCACUCGGCUCAACCAUGAAAAUGACCUUCCCCAACCCCGACGACAUCCUCAACUUCACCCUAACCAUCGAACCGGACGAAGGAAUGUACAAAGGCGGCAGCUUCAAUUUCACAUUCAGCAUCAACCAAAACUUCCCUCACGACCCGCCCAAAGUGAAAUGCACACAGAAGAUAUACCACCCGAACAUCGACCUCGAAGGAAAUGUGUGUCUGAAUAUCUUGAGGGAGGAUUGGAAACCAGUACUAAAUCUCAAUGCGGUGAUUGUGGGGAUGCAGUUUUUGUUCCUGGAGCCGAAUGCGUCGGAUCCGUUAAACAAAGAGGCUGCGGAGGAUUUGAGGCUUAAUAGAGAAGGAUUUAAGAAGAAUGUGAGGAAUUCGAUGGCUGGUGGAAAUGUGAAGGGGGUAUCGUUUGACCGUGUUUUGAAAUGA
Molecule: messenger RNA, 552 nt
Organism: Talaromyces amestolkiae
Lineage: Eukaryota; Fungi; Ascomycota; Eurotiomycetes; Eurotiales; Trichocomaceae
Exons: 3
Coding region: 1-552 (183 amino acids)
Source: RefSeq, a predicted model, not a curated record